Molecule: messenger RNA, 690 nt
Organism: Staurois parvus
Lineage: Eukaryota; Metazoa; Chordata; Amphibia; Anura; Ranidae
Source: the annotation of a GenBank genome assembly
UGCUGUGUCCCUCGGACACAGCGGAUCACUGAUCACAGAAAGAGCCGAAGAUGUCGGCUCGCUCAUGUGAUCAGCUGUGUCCAAUCACAGCUGAUCACAUGGGACAUGUACACUGAUCAUCAAAGCACUGAUGAUCAGUGUGCCCUGAUGAUCAGUGUAGCCCCAGCAGUGCCUCGUGCCAGUGCUCAUCAGUGCCUCGUGCCAGUGCUCAUCAGUGCCACAUCAAUGCCACAUAUCAGUGCCUACCAGUGCACAACAAUGCCACAUAUCAGUGCCCAUCUGAGCUGCCUUUCAGUGUCACCCAUCAGUGCCAGUCAGUGCCGCCUAACAGUGCCAGCCAGUGCCGCCUAACAGUGCCAGCCAGUGCCGCCUAACAGUGCCAGCCAGUGCCGCCUAACAGUGCCAGCCAGUGCCGCCUAACAGUGCCAGCCAGUGCCGCCUAACAGUGCCAUAUAUCAGUGAUGCCUGUCAAUGCCCAUCAGUGCCACCUACCAGUGCCUCCUCAUCAGUGCCCAUCAGUGCCACCUAUCAGUGUCCAUCAGUGCAGCUUAUCAGUGCCAAUCAGUGCAGCCUCAUUAGCGCACAUCAGUGAAGGAGAAAAAUCUUAUUUACAAAAUUCUAUAACAAAAACUAAGAAAAAACAUUUUUUUUUUCACAAUUUUCAGUGGUUUUUGAUUCAAGAAAAAAUAA